This is a messenger RNA of Knipowitschia caucasica, 1332 nucleotides long. NCBI's taxonomy places the organism in Eukaryota, Metazoa, Chordata, Actinopteri, Gobiiformes, Gobiidae. The record is from the annotation of a GenBank genome assembly.
AUGGUCCUACCCCACGGUCCUACCCCAUGGUCCUACCCCACGGUCCUACCCCACGGUCCCACCCCACGGUCCUACCCCACGGUCCUACCUCACGGUCCCACCCCACGGUCCUACCCCAUGGUCCCACCCCACGGUCCUACCCCAUGGUCCUACCCCACGGUCCUACCCCACGGUCCUACCCCACGGUCCUACCUCACGGUCCCACCCCACGGUCCCACCUCACGGUCCUACCUCACGGUCCCAUCCCACGGUCCUACCUCACGGUCCCAUCCCACGGUCCUACCCCACGGUCCUACCUCACGGUCCCACCCCACGGUCCCACCCCACGGUCCUACCCCACGGUCCUACCUCACGGUCCCACCCCACGGUCCCACCCCACGGUCCUACCUCACGGUCCCAUCCCACGGUCCUACCCCACGGUCCUACCUCACGGUCCCACCUCACGGUCCCACCCCACGGUCCCACCUCACGGUCCCACCCCACGGUCCCACCCCACGGUCCUACCCCACGGUCCUACCUCACGGUCCUACCCCACGGUCCUACCUCACGGUCCCACCCCACGGUCCCACCCCACGGUCCCACCCCACGGUCCCACCCCACGGUCCUACCCCACGGUCCCACCCCACGGUCCCAUCCCACGGUCCUACCUCACGGUCCUACCCCACGGUCCCACCCCACGGUCCUACCCCACGGUCCCACCUCACGGUCCCACCCCACGGUCUUACCCCACGGUCCCACCCCACGGUCCUACCUCACGGUCCCAUCCCACGGUCCCACCCCACGGUCCCACCCCACGGUCCUACCUCACGGUCCCAUCCCACGGUCCCACCCCACGGUCCCACCCCACGGUCCCACCCCACGGUCCUACCUCACGGUCCCAUCCCACGGUCCCACCCCACGGUCCCACCCCACGGUCCCACCUCACGGUCCUACCUCACGGUCCCAUCCCACGGUCCUACCUCACGGUCCUACCUCACGGUCCCAUCCCACGGUCCCACCUCACGGUCCCACCCCACGGUCCCACCUCACGGUCCUACCUCACGGUCCCAUCCCACGGUCCCACCCCACGGUCCCACCUCACGGUCCUACCUCACGGUCCCAUCCCACGGUCCCACCUCACGGUCCCACCCCACGGUCCCACCCCACGGUCCUACCUCACGGUCCCAUCCCACGGUCCCACCUCACGGUCCCACCCCACGGUCCCACCCCACGGUCCUACCUCACGGUCCUACCCCACGGUCCCACCCCACGGUCCUACCUCACGGUCCCAUCCCACGGUCCUACCUCACGGUCCUACCCCACGGUCCUACCCCAUGGUCCUACUCCACUUAA